UCUACCGUGCACGGCUCGAGUUGAAUGGCUUCGUGGUGUUUCGUUGACUCGCCGAUGUGCUUUUAAUAUGUUUCUGUCUGUUUCUACACGUUUGCUAAAGUUUUAAAAGUUUCGUGUUUGAAGUCAGAGUGCCUAAUGCUGCUUUAAAUUAUUGUCUGCUGGUUUUCAUCACCCCAAGAGGCACGAGAGCGAUGUAGCCAGAUCUGCCAUAAAAGCAAGUUAUGGUCCCAGGCUACUAGGGCUGCGUGGAGCUCGGACCUUGCGAUGUUCGCCAAUUGGGACAAGGAGACAUCGUCUGUAGAUUGCCAGACGAGGCAUGUGGACAAUUUCGAGGAGGUGUCAUUACUGGAAUUGGCCUCAGUGAUUCAGCCACAGCAGUGACCUGCUGAGAUGGCAGCCCACUUGUGCCUGGAGGAAGCAGAAGUCGUACGAUUGGUGCUGGAGUUUCUGGCCAAUCGGGAGCUGAGCAUCAGCCAGUUGGCAUUGGAGCGUGAAUCUGGUGUCAUUAAUGAUGCCCUCUCUGAUGACCUGCUUUUCUUGCGGCAACUUAUACUGGAUGGCCAGUGGGAUGAUGCCCUUGACUUUGUGCAACCCCUUGAAGACAUGGAAGCCUUCGACAUCAAGCGUUUCAAAUUCUCUGUGCUAAAGCACAAGUUCCUCGAGCUGCUGUGCAUCCGAUCUGAGGCUGGGCUGGUGCAGAGCGCUGAGCUGGGUGUGGACGAAAUGGUGGCCUGCCUUGGGGCCCUGGAGCAGUGCAGCCCCUCACGCGAACACUACAACCAGCUCUGUCUGCUACUUACCUUUCCCCGACUCUGUGAUCAUCUUGACUACAAGCACUGGAAUCCCAGCAAUGCCCGAAUCAACUGCUUCAGAGAGGUACUGCCACUUGUGGAGAAGCUGCUGCCAUCUCCAGUAAAGUCCCCUGUGUCAGUUCAGCGUACGUCGUCUGGUGACCGUCUUGUCCAGUUGCUCAUUAAGGGCAUCUUGUACGAAUCCUGCGUUAACCUCUGCCAGAAGAAGGCAACCCUUCCACCAAGCAGCGCUCGGGAUGAUGAGUUUCACUUUGCCGAACUCCUGGGAAAUGCCGAUGCCGAUCUCAGCCUGUUCUCGUGGCUUCAGUGCCUCCCGCCAGAAGUGUUCUCUUACCCAUUUGAACAGAAAGUGCUUAAUGUUGACAUCCGGCAGUUAGUUAAGCCGUUCCUUGAAGCAUCCUGGACAGAGCAGAUUCUGGCAACGCCAAUCAAGCCACGUGUCUUCCCACACUCUGCUGUUCCACGCACCCCAAUGAGCCGUUCGCUCAUAAUGGCUAGCAUGGAAGGCGGCCUUUUUUCUGCAGGCAGUCAUCCAGCCCUCAGUGGUUGUGCCAAGAUGGCCCUUUCAAUGGCAGACCUGUCCUCAUCCAUGUCACGGUCAUUUGGGGCCUUCCAUCUUACAGGGAAAAAGCUGAUGAAUACAUCUGUUGACCGGCUCUUUGAAGUGGGUGAUGUGUUCAGCACAAGCUGCACGGACAUUCGGACAGGCACUUUGCCCGAUUUGCUCAAGGAGGAAGAGGAAGAGAACAAGGAUGGCAAUGAAAGUAAAGCCAGCGAUGCAGACAAAUCUCAGUUUUGGAAAGAAUUCCAACGUCUCAGGAGGAACCUUCAUCACCAUCUGGAUACAGCUAUGGCAAUGUCACCAGUGGUGGUUGAGAGUGACAAAAGGACGUCAAACUCAGUGGUAGCAGUUCCAUCUUCACCAGCACGAACACCUACACCUACUUCUGCCCCAACAAGUGCCACUACCUCUGCGCCUUCACGCACAAAAUCUGCUGCUGAAGUAACACUUGUAUCCCCAGCAGUAACGCCAAUUGGUCAAACAACACAGAAAGGUAGUGUAAAAUUUACGACAAGCACACCACGGAAUCCAAGGACAGCACCUACACAUGUGACAACAGUUACGAUAGAUGGAGUGGUGAAGAACCUCUCUGAAGAUCUCCGGUCCACUGACAGCUUUCCAGAACACAGUGAUUCAAGCGUUCAUUCGGACACGAGGUCAAUAAGCGCCCAGUCUCGGUCAUCAGGACAGCCUUCGAGUGCUGGAUCAGCAAGAGUCCUCAUCAACACAUACUCUGCAAAUCAUGGAAGCCAAAACCAGCAGCAGCAGCAGCAGGCAGCACAUGCGACUGAUGAGCCACGAAAGCCAAAGUUUGUGCAGGUCACCAACUUGGAGGAUGCCCAGGUGGUGCGUGCCUGCGACUUCCAUCCUAGUGGACAGUUCUAUGCUGUUGGCUCCAACUCCAAAACGCUUCGCAUAUGUGGCUACCCAACCAUCACUGACCUCAGGGAAGGAGACGUGGCCCACCAGCCCACUGUGCUGUUCAAGCGACUGAAGCACCACAAGGGCUCUAUCUAUUGCCUGGCUUGGAACCAGACUGGGGACCUCUUGGCGACCGGCUCCAAUGACAAGACAAUCAAGCUGAUGCGCUUCAAGUCUGAGACAUGUGCCCUUGACACUGGUGGAGAGGCAGAGCUGACGAUGCAUGAUGGUACUGUCCGUGACGUCUGCUUUGUGGAGGACCUAAGCAACAGGUCAAGCCUGCUUAUCAGUGGUGGAGCAGGAGACUGCAAGAUCUACGUCACUGACUGCGAGACUGCCACGCCUUUCCAGGCAUUGUCUGGUCACUCGGGUCAUGUUCUGUCCUUGUACACAUGGGGAGGAGCCAUGUUUGUGAGUGGCUCUCAAGACAGGACCAUCCGCUUCUGGGAUCUGCGCACCAGAGGCUGUGUCAACCUAGUGACUGCACCACCAGCAAGCGGAAGUGGCCCUGGGAGCCCAGUGGCUGCUGUGGCUGUGGAUCCUUCUGGGCGCAUGCUGGUCUCGGGCCACGAGGAUGCCACUUGCAUGCUGUACGACAUACGAGGUGGCCGCACCAUCCAGACGUUCCGACCUCAUUCGUCUGACCUGCGGUCUGUGCGCUUCUCACCACGAGCUUACUACUUGUUGACGGCAUCAUAUGACCGCAAAUGCGUCCUCACCGAUCUGCAAGGUGACCUGACGCAGCCUUUGCCCAGCGUGGUAGUCGCAGAGCAUGCAGACAAGGUCAUCCAGGCCCGCUGGCACCCCAGUGACUUCUCUUUUGUCAGCACCAGCGCUGACAAGACAGCCGUCCUCUGGGCCCUGCCAGUCAACUGAAGGGCUCCCCCAUCCCACAAUUGAAACACCCUCCAUCGGGUGUGGGUGCUCGGACUCUAGGCCCUGUGAUAAACCUCGCUAACCCUGUCUCUGCCCCGCCUCCUCCCUCACUUUUUAGUUUAUUUUCACCAACUUUGCAUUGAUGCCCAUCCCGCCAUAACUCUUACUUUCUGGCCUGUCCAUGUUUUUAUCUGGAAGCCCAGUUGGUCAUUGAAUUGUCGUUACUUUGUCUUGCAGGUUGCGCACUGCUAGUGUUAUGAUCAAAUCAAAAUGCAUGUUUUUUGCAACUGUGGCGAUAUGCUAAUAUCAUCUUUGCUUUAUCACUGACUGCCACACUUCUGUGUGUAGACAUGUUGCUGAUUACGUGUUCGUUCAACUCGCAGCUCUUUCCUUGAGCAUGUCCACCUGUGUCAGAACAGUCGUAUUUGUUCUGUGUUAUUAUGUGCUAUGGAAGGCUAUUUUUAAGAGCUUUGGUAGCAUCAUCUAGUUCGUUAUUAAAGUUUUUAAAAAUGUGCUUCAUUUGUGCCCAGAAGAUUGUUUAAUGUAUGUUCAUACUGCAAAACAGCGGGCAUGAGCUAGAGAAUGAGCUGAAAGUGUCCAUCCAUAUACAAGAAUUUCAAACACUUCUCAUAAAACAUAAAAAGUUGCAUGGUGGUAUGGGGAACUCGAAUCCAAUUUCAUAGCUUGUGGUUCAAGAAAAUUAAACAAAGAUAUUUGACAAAGACAAAGCAUCAUUGUGUUCAAUGAGUAUUCAAGCCUUUUGCAUUUCCUUAAAUGUUAUCUUUUUUCGAAAAUGAUAUAUACAAACUUGAGCAGCAGUGAUGGUUUUGCAAGAUAUGGCGUAGGUGCUGGGAGGCUCCAUAUGUAAGGUGGCUCUCUAAGAUGGCGCAGAAACUGGAAAAUAAUCGGAACCGUAUGUGAUGUGUUUCAUCAGAACAGUAUGAGAGUACCGCCUGCAGUGUGUUCUCAAGAUUAUGUGGGAGUCUAAGCAUAUUGAGGAGUUAGGGGCCUGUACCGGCUGCUCACAGUAAUCCAUGAAAGGAAUACUAAACUGAAACACUGAAUCAUUUUAAACUGAUGAGGUAUGUUUUAAAAAUUUCUUUUCAUUAAUUUUGCAAUAAUAUGUUGAUUACUGUCAAACCUCAUUAUAAUGAAGUCGCAGCUUCCACAAAAAUUACUUUUAACUUAGGCUGCUCUUAAAAAAAUGGCCAUGUCAAGCAUAUGAGAGCUGGGUGUUCACAAUAGUAGUUAUGGCAAAAAGCAAAUGAUUGCAUGCUCAAGUGCUUUAUUGUUCUGUGAGAAAGAAUGUGUCCGAGCAUUGUGCAGGCAUGGCACCUCACCACCUUUCUCAUAUGGGCAUGCCAAGCACUAAUUUUAUAAAUUAUCACUUUCCUAACGCCACCUGCUGAAUCUGUCCAUCCUGUAGCUGUGCAACUGUGAUUAACAGCGUUUGCACCUAAAAGCCUUAAAUGUGUCUGCAAAAUUUAAAGCCUUCUUAAAGCUUCGAGAAGCAAACUCACCUGCACUGCUGUUCAUCUUGAAGAGAAUAUAGAUUCUGCUAAGAGGGAACUGCGCUGAAUUAAAUAUAUCUUAAGAUAUUCUUAACACUUGGGCACAUAUAUUAUUUUACCAUUGCAAUUUCAUAGGCUGUUUGCACUGUUAUUGGAAAGUCAUGAAUGGUACCAGCAGUGGAACUGACAUUGCUGCAGGCCUUAUUUUGUUUCCUUCAUUUGGCAGUGUUUUCAUUUCCUUAAUGUCGACUUUUGUGUCACUGUAGCCUUUGGCCAAAAAGCACAGCUAUUCAUCGCGCACACCGGCAUUUUGGCAUUUCAUGAUCUGCCAGCAAUAUUGUGGUGAGUCUCAACUGGUGUUGUAGUCGCAACUGGUAUUGUAGACGCAGUAUUUUCUCAAACUGGUGACUUUUUUUGCACAUACGCCCACCCCGCCACAUACAUUGCAAACAUGGUCAAUUUUCAAUGCACAUAUUUACUCGGCUAUCUGUGUGUCUUUCCCUUUCCUUUUCCUCUAUUUUUUUAACUAUGCUGCUGCAUAUAGUUUUGAUGGCAAUGCUUGCAGUUUUCAUACCUGCUGUAAGUCUAAUUUUGAACUUAGCUACUAACUAGCAGAAGUGCUGACAGUAACAUCGCAUGCAUAUGAGAGGCCUUUAAUAGUACAGGCUACAGAACAGUAGAGGAAGACAAUGUUCAUUUGCUAGGAGAAGAAGCAGAAUCCACUGCUACUGAUGCACUAUGAUUACAAUAUUCCAUGAUUUUGCCUUGUAAUCUGUCACAUAAUGUUUAUGAAUAGUGGUGCAUAUAAGGUGCAUGUCUAUCCUACUGCAGGGCUGAAGGAAAGUCAUCUUGAUCACUGGUCACUUCUAUAAAGCUUUCAUCGAUGCCAAUUUACAAGGCUAGAAAUAGCGUUGGAAAGUUUGCAUUUGAGCCAUGUUGUCUGUAGCUGCGCCCUAAAUCCUUUCUGUUUCUGGUCGUCUGCUAAAACCAAAAGAUGUUUCACAAGUGCCUUGUGACACUACUGUGUGUGAAUGCCACUCGGAACACCCUUUGGUGGGUUCUGUAACGGCCAUUACUGCGGAAGAAGUCAGCAUGUCCAGUUUUAGUAAUGUUGGUGGGCAAUAUUCGAGGUUAUCGGUGGGCCAGCAGCGUUCCACUUCAGCAUUUUGUGUUUUAUGAACUAGAAUAGUUAGGGAAGUAUCACCAUGGUGCGCAACCUUGCAAGUACACGAUAUCUAAAAUUUUUAAACAAGGUCAGUGCUGCUCAGGAGUAAUACCUUGGGUAACCUACUUAAGGAGUGGCCCUCCAUACUAUUUUUAACCGCGGUACAUCUGAGAUUUAUUACUUUCCCAGUUGCAUCAAGAGUAAACUUCUGUGCAAUAAUGUGCGUAAGUUGUGUAUGCGCUUGUUUUUGGUUGUGUGCUUUGGGUUUGUAGCCAUGUUAAUGUAGAUGCAGUGUGGAAAGGAUUACUUGAGCGAUGGAUUUCUUUUGCUUGUUUACAUAGGUGCAGCAGUAUAAUUAUACUUAAAUAUAAGGGAAAGUGAACAUGCACUCAUGGUGUUUGAUAUUGAUUAAUUAUUGCACAGAUGUAUUGUAGCACUAUUCCCCCCCCCCCCCCUCUGCCCCCCCACCCCCUAUGUAUCUUGUUUUGUACUUUAUUUCUACUUACAAACCUGGUGACAGAGAUUAGGGCUCUGUGAGUGAGCCCUGCGCAUUUACCCAACAUGGAAGGGUCACAAUAUCUGUAAACACUUGAGUUUGCAUUGAGCAGAGGUCCUCUUGUGUGAGGAAUGCUGCCCAAUUAUAAUCGGACAGGCUUCAGCAUGCUUAUUGGCUUGAAUACCGUGAAAGCUGCAGCAACCUAUCAAACAGUGCUUGAGAGACUGCUUUUUGCAUGAAGGUGCCAUGAAUUAUCAUUCUAGAGCUGGUGUAGAACUUUAUUUCUUGUUGCUUGCCACCAAGUGUGUCAUGCAUCGGUAGUGUAGUGAAAUUCCACUUUUCAGUGUUUCCAAGAGGUUUAUUUAUGUCAGAGUAUAGUAAAACGGAGUAUGCCUACCUGGGAAUCUCUCCUGCAGUGUUUUUAGCAUACGUAAGGCAGUGACGUUUUUACUUUUUAUUUGUUUUUUCUGUUUUGCCUUAGAUCCUAGAUCAUGUUUUUACUUAAUGCUUAUUGUUGUGCGGAAUCUACUCAAAUAUGAGGAAACACUUCUACUUGUGCCAUCAGGCUUGAAAAAAUUUGACAUAGUGGCUUGAAACCCAACCUAAAUAUAUACGAUGUAAGCAAGAAAUUGCAUUGUUUGGAUUAGUUUUUUAUGUAAGCUUGUUGCACAGGUAAGAAGGGUUUGUCCAUAUUCAGUUUUAGCUUAUUUGAAGAGGCAUAUUGUAUACACCUUUGAAGCCACCAAAGCACUGCAUGAAUUCCCUCCUUGUCUUUUACAAAGGAAUCAAUUUCGGCAAAGGGGCAUGGCGACUUACGUUAAGGGUUUGGAGUGAAAUCGUUUAUAUACGGAGACACAGUGUUUCGCACAUUCAGGCCAGUUUCAACAGAUCUGCUGCACAUAGCACAGCAAUUUGUCUUUUAUUGUACAUAUACUUUUCUUUUUUUUUGCUUUUUGCAUGUCAGCAUAAUUUAGUUGUACAAAUAUUUUGCCUACCAGCUGUGGAAUUUGUAUGACAUGCAAUGGCGGCUUGUAUAGCUUGUAAUAAACAUCAGCAUAAUAAACAUUGCUUUUCUGAACUGCCUCGGAA
This is a messenger RNA of Dermacentor andersoni, 7432 nucleotides long. Its product is annotated as WD repeat-containing protein 47. Gene Ontology annotation, molecular function: protein binding. Lineage: Eukaryota; Metazoa; Arthropoda; Arachnida; Ixodida; Ixodidae. The record is from RefSeq and is a predicted model, not a curated record.